Molecule: messenger RNA, 4354 nt
Organism: Stegastes partitus (bicolor damselfish)
Lineage: Eukaryota; Metazoa; Chordata; Actinopteri; Pomacentridae
Gene: zbtb20
Product: zinc finger and BTB domain containing 20
Exons: 4
Coding region: 355-2397 (680 amino acids)
Biological process (GO): regulation of transcription by RNA polymerase II
Molecular function (GO): RNA polymerase II cis-regulatory region sequence-specific DNA binding; DNA-binding transcription factor activity, RNA polymerase II-specific; protein binding
Source: RefSeq, a predicted model, not a curated record
UGAACCGAGCUGCUCUAUGAAGGUAGGCUGCAGCGUGUGUUUAUUGAUGAGAUGAAAAGAAGAUGGAAGUGAGAAAUGAACAAAGUAAAGGAACAUACUGAAACAAACUAAAAACGCGCUUCGUCGGGGGAAAACAGGGGGAGCCGUGGAAACGCUGUCGCCACUUUUUGAACGAGCUUCGAAGUGCAGAGCAACACAUGAUUUGGACAGAGAGGACUGACAGCCUUGCCUAGCACCAGGCCUCUGAUCAGCCAUCUCCACCAGCAAACUGAAGCUUGACCCGCACUUCAUCACCAGCCACACAAGCAUCUUCGUAACAAAACGUCAUCUAACUGUGACAUCAGUUGCAAGGGGAUGACCGAGCGCAUUCAUAACAUCAAUCUUCACAACUUCAGCAAUUCUGUACUUGAGACCCUCAAUGAGCAGCGCAACCGUGGGCACUUCUGUGACGUGACUGUUCGGAUCCAUGGAAGUAUGCUGCGAGCUCACCGGUGCGUGCUGGCUGCUGGAAGCCCCUUCUUUCAGGACAAGCUACUCUUGGGCUACAGCGACAUUGAGAUCCCCUCUGUGGUCUCAGUGCAAUCCAUCCAAAAGCUGAUAGACUUUAUGUACAGUGGGAUUCUGCGGGUAUCUCAGUCAGAGGCUCUGCAGAUCCUUACUGCUGCCAGCAUCCUACAGAUUAAGACCGUCAUUGAUGAGUGUACCCGCAUCGUGUCCCAGAAUGUGGGCCUGGCCGGGCCGGGGGGCUUCCCUGUUAUACCAGGUGAUUCUGGUCAGGACACUCCCCGUGGCACGCCGGAGUCUGGCACCUCUGGGCCCAGCAGUGACGCAGAGUCAGGUUAUAUGCAAGCAACAUCACAGCAAAGUGUGGAUCGUGCAUACACAUCACUGUACUCCUACCCUGGCCUCUCUCUGCAGAACGGAACCCGCGAGCGCCCCCUUUACAUUAACCCUCUGUCAGCAAAUUAUGAUACGACUCUCAGCACUCAGAAGGACCAGCAAUCUCAAGAUCCACCCUGGAUGAACCGUAUCCAGGAAAGAUCUCAGCAGGUCGAUCGCUUCAUCUCGACAGCAGAGUCCACUCACUGCCGCAAGCAACCCCGACCGGUACGCAUACAAACAGGGGGGAUGCACAUAAAGCAGGAGGCCGAAGAUGAGUACAGCUGCUAUGACAAUAUGGUGGACUGCCAAGACGACACUGACCACACUGAAGGUGUAGAGAGUGAAUCCAAGGUUGAAAGUUUUGACUCAGGGGUGAGCUCCUCCAUCAGUACUGAGCCAGAUACCAUGGAGCAGAAGCCGUACCUGACGGCCUUUGGUCGAGAGGAUGGCGGGGAAGGGCAGCAAGGCGAAGGAGCUCCGAUGCAGAUAGUGGUCAAUGACUCGUCCCCUGAGCAAGUGCAAGAAACAGAGGACGGGGACACAUCCCACAGCACUAGUGACAGUAGCAUGAUGCAGCCCCUGCCAAACUCAGUCAAACUCAGUCCCAUGUCCCAGUACAUGCGCCAGGUAGAAUCACACACCAGCAAUCUGAGGAUGCCGAUCACCGUGACCAGCAAUUCCCAAGUGAUGGGCACUGCUGGAAGCACCUUCCUGCCCACACUCUUUCCUACACCGCCGGCUAGAGACCACAAGAAUUACCUUUACCUUCCUGGCCAGCAGCAACCCCAGUUUGUGGCAGUGCCGCCCCCUGCAAUGCCAUCAUUCCCGAACCCCAUGUCGGUACCGCAAGCGCCAGCACAGCAGCAGCAGGCUGCAGGAGGAAUUGGUCAGGGGGAAAAGAAGCCCUAUGAAUGCACUCUCUGCAGUAAAACCUUUACUGCAAAACAGAACUACGUCAAACACAUGUUUGUCCAUACUGGUGAGAAGCCUCAUCAGUGCAGCAUCUGCUGGCGCUCGUUCUCCCUGAAGGAUUACUUAAUUAAACAUAUGGUGACACACACAGGGGUGCGAGCCUACCAGUGCAGCAUCUGCAACAAGCGUUUCACCCAGAAGAGCUCUCUCAACGUCCACAUGCGGCUGCACCGUGGAGAGAAGUCCUAUGAGUGCUACAUCUGCAAGAAGAAGUUCUCACACAAGACCCUGCUGGAGAGGCACAUGGCCCUGCACAGCACAGCCAGCGCCAUCACAGGGCUGCCGGUCAGUGCAGGUACCCCGGGCCCAGUCUCCAUUCCCAUGCCUAUGGCUGUCCCUGAGCCUGGAGCUGGAGUGGUGGCCCUCGCCAUGCCAGUGAGUGGAGGUGCUGGAGUAGGGGCUGGGGUUGGAACAGGAGUGGGUGUAGCUGCAGAAGCGAGUUGCCAAGAAGGGACCACCUACGUGUGCUCCGUCUGCCCUGCCAAGUUCGACCAAAUGGAGCUCUUCAAUGACCACAUGCGAAUGCAUGUCUCCGAUGGAUAAGUACAAAUAGAUAAACUUCUUUCAAAAAGAAUGACAAAUGAAAUGGCACUAGAUUUUCCUUUUCUUAUUUUGAGGUAUGAAGAGUAAUGAGUAUAGACACUGGCACAUUAAGUUUCCCAAAAAAAAAGAUUUUUUUUUUUUUUUUUUCUGUUGUUCUAAAAGAAAAAAAAGAUGGUGGCCUUAAGGCUUAGUAGUUUGAUAUUGAUCUACUGGAUGGAUCCUAACUACAGGCCUCUAAAUGUAUGCUUUCCUAAAAUACUGAUUUAUGUGUUGAACACUACCGAAAGGCCUACGAAAGAAACACAUACACACAAACACACCUUUAGUGUAGAUACGUCUGAAUGAAUAUACAUGUGCAUAUAUGUUUGAGCGUUAGUGUAUUUGCAUGUGUCCGUCUGUUCGUCUAAGUGUGUGUGUGUAUGUGCGUGUGUGCGUGCGUGUGUGUGUGUGUGUGGUUGUGUGUGUGUGUGUGUGUGUGUGUGUGUGUGUGUGUGUACAUUGCCAUGAAACAUAAAUCAUGGCAGUCGUGAACCCAUACUGACCAGUUUGGAAACUAUAGAUGUCCAAGCUUACUGUGGUAUAAUUUACAACAACAAUAACAAAAAAAUCACCUGGGGUUGGGCUACAUAUUCCCUCUAAAAAAAAUACUGAUGGUCACAAGAUUGCCUUCUCAUAUAAAACAAAAAGGAGAGUAGUUAAUUUGACACUGGGUUUUAUUUAUUCCUAUGGUAUUAAGGGAUUAUAAUGCAGCUGUUGUCAAGGUACCAAUUUCAAUCAUUUUACUCAAAUGUAACUUCCUGUCAGCGGUGACGGAGGACAAAUAUUUCUCACAUGUUUUCUAAUUCUUGUCCAUGCAUUUUGAUGGUUAAUAUUACGUUUACUAAAUUCCGGUGUGUUGAUGAGACAGUAUUUGAGCAAAAAUAUGUUUCUUUUUUUCUGAAGUUUGGAGUUUAACUCAUUUGCAUACACUGCCACUAAUAUCUUAAAAGACUGUUAAGGCUAGUAGACCUCUUCCAUUUCAAAACAUGAGAAAAAAAGAAAGAUUCUUUUGCUGAUGGGUUUUGUUUUAGCCUUUUACAUUCACAGUUUAUGGCAGGCUGGAAUAUGCGACUAAACUCUCUCCUUCAUAAUUGCUGCUCCUCAACUUGCACCUGACUGUUAUGGGAUAUAGAUUAAAAAAACAAGAACUGUCACUUCAACUGUUGCUGUUGUUGAGUAGCCUAUAUGGUUUUAAUUCGAUAAUUGAAUUACAAUAUGGCGGGGUGGGGUGGGGUGGGUGGUUGCGGGGCGUUAGGCUAGUUGUUGAUUGGAACAGUGUUGUAAAAGAAAAAAAGAAAAGGGGGUAAUUUAAUUAGAAUCAAAUCUGAAAUUGAAAUAAAUGCCAUCCUGAUCCUAGAACCCCAUGUAUAACCUGUUCUCUACUAUUGCAAAGCUAUUUCAGCAGGUGGGAGCUAAAUGCAAUUACUCUUUAUGCAUUUCGCUCUCCCUGCAGGCUCAAAUGGCAUGCAACGUUUUGAAAGGAAACUGAUUGAGCGAUAUCACACUGUUUCAUGAUAUACCACAAGUUGCAGAUGGACUUUCUAGACAAUAGCAUACAUUCCUGAUUUUUCUAACAACCUAGACACAGCAUGUACAGAAUAGAUUUGGAAGCUAGUGUGCGCAAGUUGUCAUCCAUGCAUCACAUCACUUAAGGCUCAUUUCUGAUAUUUAAAUUCUUUUUAUAUUGCUUUUUAUCCAAAAUAGGACACACACACACACACACACACAGACACAGACACUCACACACACACAUGCAACUGCCUGCAACUGCAAUCUGAAGGAUUUGUUCAUGUAUGUGAGCAAACACUUUCGUAGUUGUAUUGUUAAAAGAAUAACUAACUGCAUACUGGGGUCUUAAAACAGACCCGCUGUCAAUUCAAAAAAAAAAAUAAAAAUAAAGUGCUACUUUGCACAUUUU